AUGGCGUCUUCAAUCAGCAUCCCCCAGUCCACCCCUGCCCCCCACGCCGUCGCAGUCUCCCCCUCCAGUCCCUCCAUCCACGACAGAAUGGCCGCCUCCGUCGCUCGCCGCGACUCCCUCGUCUCCUCAGCCGUGCGCAUACCCAAGGUCCUCCAUCCGGUAGACAACGAGGAUCUCAAGCUUCUUCUCCUCGAAAAUAUCAGCCAGGAAGCCGUCAAAACAUUCCGCGCACAGGGGUUCUCGGUCGACCACUACUCCAAGGCCAUGUCCGAGGACGAGCUCGUGGAGAAGCUCCCCUCAUACCAUGCCAUUGGCAUCCGGAGCAAGACGAAGAUCACCGAGCGAGUCAUAAAAGCAGCCUCGAAACUCCUUGUCAUCGGCUGCUUCUGUAUUGGGACCAACCAAGUCGAUCUUGCUACCGCAGCAAAGGCCGGUAUCCCUGUGUUCAAUUCGCCCUUCUCCAAUUCGCGCUCUGUCGCAGAGCUCGUCAUCUCCGAAGUCAUCGCUCUCUCCAGACAAUAUUUUGAAAGAGCCUCCGAGAUGCGCCAGGGUAUCUGGAACAAGCAGUCAAAGGGGUGCUGGGAGGUCCGUGGAAAGACCUUGGGCAUAGUUGGAUACGGCCACAUCGGCUCCCAGCUCUCUGUCCUUGCGGAAGCGCUCGGCAUGCGCGUCCUGUUCUUUGAUGUCGUCACCAUCAUGCCCCUCGGCUCCGCACGACAAGUCGACAACUUGAACGCCCUGCUCAACGACUCUGACUUUGUCACGCUCCAUGUCCCUGAACUCCCCGAGACGACAAACAUGAUCUCUAGAGAGCAGCUCGCGCAGAUGAAGAAGGGUUCGUACCUCGUGAAUAAUGCGCGGGGGAGAGUGGUGGACAUUCCAGCCCUAGCCGACGCGUUGAAAUCGGGUCAUCUUGCUGGAUGUGCCCUGGAUGUGUAUCCUGUCGAGCCUGGAGCCAACGGUUCGCCGUUCGACGACCAGCUUAACUCCUGGGCAAGCACUCUUCGUUCUAUUCCGAACGUCAUCCUGACGCCCCAUAUCGGCGGGUCGACCGAGGAGGCUCAACGCAUGAUUGGAGAGGAGGUGUCGGCUUCUGUCGCCCGUUAUCUCAAUUACGGCUCCACUGUGGGCUCUGUCAACUUCCCAGAAGUCGAUCUACGGGCGAUCAGCGCAGAACAACAACAGGGGGUCAGGCUAUGUCACGUCCACAACAACAUCCCCGGUGUGCUGCGACAGGUGAAUGAGAUCCUCUCGCCGUACAAUGUGGAGAAACAAUACUCCGACUCGAAGGGCGAUGUGGCUUAUCUCAUGGCGGAUAUUGCGGAUGUCAGUCCGAGCGAUGUGAACAAGCUGCAGGAGCUCAUAAGCAGAACGCGGGCGAACAUACUUACGCGACUCUUGGUGUAG
Molecule: messenger RNA, 1407 nt
Organism: Fibroporia radiculosa
Lineage: Eukaryota; Fungi; Basidiomycota; Agaricomycetes; Polyporales; Fibroporiaceae
Exons: 2
Coding region: 1-1407 (468 amino acids)
Molecular function (GO): oxidoreductase activity, acting on the CH-OH group of donors, NAD or NADP as acceptor; NAD binding
Source: RefSeq, a predicted model, not a curated record